UGUGACGUUUACUACACUUCCGGUUUCCGAAAGCAAGGCUAUUGUGAAAUAUUUAACAUUAAGAACGCUUUGGAAAACUACUAAAUAUAAUAUUUAGUUAUGAUACAAACAUUUCUUCUACUAUAAUAUUUAGUUAUGAUACAAAUUUUCCUAAUGUAUUGAAUUACUUAAGCAGCAAUUUAUGAAUUGCUGAUUAAAUAAUAAAGACAAGUUCAGAAGUUUUUUCUUCACAAUGAGUUCGGGCAGUCAGGUUGAAGAAUUGGUUUUUCCAAACUGUGAAAAUGCCAGUGAAAAAUACGAAAAAUUGGCCAAAAUUGGCCAAGGAACAUUUGGUGAAGUGUUCAAGGCCAGAAAUCGGGAAACUAAAGCUUUGGUUGCCAUGAAGAAAGUUCUGAUGGAAAAUGAAAAAGAAGGGUUUCCCAUAACUGCUAUCCGUGAAAUAAAAAUCUUGCAACUUCUUCGACAUGAGAAUGUUGUCCAACUUAUUGAAAUCUGCAGAACCCGGGCUGGACCGUAUAACCGAUUCAAGAGCACCUUCUUUCUCAUCUUCGAGUUCUGUGAACAUGACCUUGCUGGCUUGCUGAGUAACGCCAACGUCAAGUUCACGUUGGGCGAGAUUAAGAAGGUGAUGCAGCAGCUGCUAAACGGUCUGUACUUCAUCCACAGCAACAAGAUCCUGCACCGCGACAUGAAGGCCGCCAACAUUCUCAUCACGAAGAACGGGGUCCUUAAACUGGCAGACUUCGGGCUUGCGCGCGCUCUCGUCAGCAAAGGGUCCAAUCCGAAAUACACAAACAGAGUGGUGACACUGUGGUACCGCCCACCGGAGCUGCUCCUGGGGGAGAGGAUGUACGGGCCGUCGAUCGACGUUUGGGGGGCGGGCUGCAUCAUGGCGGAGAUGUGGACUCGCAGUCCCAUCAUGCAGGGCAACACUGAGCAACACCAACUCCAGCUCAUCAGUCAGCUGUGCGGCUCCAUCAGUCCCGACGUGUGGCCCGGCGUACACAAGAUGGAGCUCUACGACAAACUCGAACUUCCCAAGGGACAGAAGAGAAAGGUCAAGGAGAGGUUGAAGCCGUACGUCCGCGACCAGUAUGCCCUUGACCUUCUCGAUAAGCUCUUGUGUCUUGACCCAUCUAAGAGAAUGGACUGUGACAGUGCACUGAACCACGACCUGUUCUGGACUGACCCGAUGCCAACCGAUCUGACACCCAUGCUGUCACGCCACACGACCUCCAUGUUUGAGUACCUGGCACCCCCACGGAGACGUGGACCGAUCCACCCACAAGCUCCAGCUCAUAAACCCGCACACAACCCAGAUCAGCAUUUUGAAAGAGUUUUCUGAAUUCUACCGCCAUCUUGAUUACAGAAAGAUUUAAAGUGACAGACCCUAGUUUGUAAACACUACAAAAUAUAUAUAGACGUUUUUGAUCACUGAAAUCAAACAUUACUUAGAUUUUAGUGUUUCUGGUCAUCCUGGUGUUUCUAAUACCACAA
Messenger RNA from Gigantopelta aegis, 1497 nucleotides. RefSeq names its product cyclin-dependent kinase 9-like. The record is from RefSeq and is a predicted model, not a curated record. Gene Ontology annotation, molecular function: ATP binding; cyclin-dependent protein serine/threonine kinase activity. Gene Ontology annotation, cellular component: nucleus. The transcript is spliced from 4 exons. Gene Ontology annotation, biological process: protein phosphorylation. NCBI's taxonomy places the organism in Eukaryota, Metazoa, Mollusca, Gastropoda, Neomphalida, Peltospiridae. Bases 233 to 1345 code for a protein of 370 amino acids.